AUCCUUGUAUCUUUCAUUUCUGUUAUUUUAAUAUGCAAAUGUUGACUAAUAACCUUCGUUUCUUAGGCAUAUCCUCCAAACACCUGAAAACAUGACCAAUAGUGACCCAGACACAAAUUUAUUUGAGAAACAAACAAAAGCUCUUGAGGACUGUUCAAAGGAUUACGUUGGACGCCACCAGAGUAAUCUUCUUGAGCUCUGUCAGAAACAGCUUGCUGAGCUGCCGUUUCAUAAUGUUGAUGACAUCGCAGGUGUUUUUGAAAUCAGAGCCAAAAAUGUUGUGAUGUCCAGGUACAAAAAGAGGGGUUGUUACAAAAGUAACAAAAUGAUGGAAAACGGAAAAGAACGUGGACUAAAGUCGCAGUUACAGAGACCUAAUUACUUUGUUUCCAUUCCAAUCACAGACAAACAGGUUUUGAGCAAAAUUGAAGAAAUGCAGAAAGCUAUGAUUUCUAAGGAGAAGAGGCUUCACAAAGCACUGAUUCCUUUGGAGAAGAUGCAUCUUACAGUAAUUGUGGCCAACCUGAAGAAUGAAGAGAUGAUCCAAAGGGCUGCAGACGCAUUAAAGCAAUGCAAAAAUCAACUGGACAUGAUCUUGCUGGGCAGGCUGCCCCAGAUGACAUUUCAUGGGAUCGACCAGUUUAACAAUAAAGUGGUCUACAUCAAAAUGACAGAGGAAGAGCAUCCGGUACUCUGUCAAAUGGCAGAAACUGUGAAAACAACCUUUGAAGAGAUGGGGGUUGAUAUCACCGGAACCAAAGAGUUCAAACCUCAUCUGACCGUUUUGAAGCUAUCCAAAGCACCAGCACUCAGACAUAGGAGGAUAAGGACAAUUCUGUAUGAAGAAUAUGAAGACGUCAUGUUUGGCGCACAGACGUUGACUCGUAUUGACCUCUGCUCAAUGAGGAAGAAACAGGCCUCUGGUCAUUACCACUGUGAGAGCUCGAUUCUCUGGGAUUCCUGUGGUGGAGGUGUUGGGGAAUCGGGUCUUCCGGCCUCCGUGACGCCUCCCUGCGUGGCUGAAGAGGCGGACUCCACGCCCGAUGUUCUCGCUCGAAGUCCGUGUGCAGAACGGGAAUCUGCCCACGACUCGCCCCUGACGCCGACCGCGGAAAACCAAGACCCCUCCGCUGUCGAAAAAACGCGUGAAGGCGAGAACCUGGGCUCGGAGAUGUCUGCUGACGAGAAGACGGAUUCGGCUUCUGUUGAAGCUGUUCCAGACUAAAUCAAAACGACAAAACGCCUUAAGAAAUUCAAUUAGUUGGAUCUAGUGAUAAUAAGAUGCACGAAGUGAGUUUAAUUUGUGAUAAAGAGAAUAUUCAGUAAAAUGACCAUUUUCUUUUUGUGGAGAAAAAAAAUCCAGAAAAUAUAUAGGUUCUAUAUACUUUUUAAGUUACUUCUGUAUGUACAUUGUUGCUCUUCGUUUUACAGGAUGUGAGGGAAUCAUUUUGACAUUUCGGUAAAGAUAGUAUCUUUUUUUUGUAUGUGCCACGAAGUGUAGCAGAUGUGGUUGCAUCAUAUUGAUCAAAAUAUAU
Messenger RNA from Lepisosteus oculatus (spotted gar), 1535 nucleotides. RefSeq names its product A-kinase anchor protein 7-like. NCBI's taxonomy places the organism in Eukaryota, Metazoa, Chordata, Actinopteri, Semionotiformes, Lepisosteidae. Gene Ontology annotation, molecular function: protein kinase A regulatory subunit binding. Gene Ontology annotation, cellular component: cytosol. The record is from RefSeq and is a predicted model, not a curated record.